AUGAGGUUUCUACUCCUGCUACUGUUGUUUUUCAAUUUUUCCCACGCGGGAUCUUUUGCCGGCUGUACGAUAAAGCCACAAGGUAGGUAAAAAUCUUAGAUAUCAAUGAUUUGAUCUGAAAAUAGCACUGGCGCAAUUGGAAAGCCAUGCGGGGCCUAAAAAUGGACGAGAAUUGGACUUUUACUUCUACAAAGGGGUUCCUUACUCGGUUUUCCGGGCGUUCACCGACGCCUUUCUGAAAAUCAACUUGACCGACUCGGACGCCUUCACCUUCUAUCAAGUUUCCGUGCUGAAAUUUGGAUUGGAAUCAUUUUAUUUUUUAGGGGGAGAAUUGUACGGAGGUUGAAGAUUUGCACAGCAGCGACAAUCGUUAUUUCGGGUUAUUGAGGAAAGGCGCACUUUGGAGGUGGAUGAGUGCCUUUUUAAAAAAUAAAAAGUGCCCUUUAGGUCCCACCAAUUGAACCCAUUCGAUGACAAAAUCAUCGGGAUCUCUACCAAUGAGCCUUAUUCCGUCUCCAUCAACAUGUGGGGUAUGGAAAAAUGUCAUUUUUCAGCUUCUUUUCAUUGAUUUCAUUCAGAAGUGAACAUUUUGCGACUGGCCGUCUUCCUCGGCGGAAUUUCCUUGUUCCUUUUCGCUUCGAAACUCGUUAGAAACGUCGUUUUCUACUAUGCCAGCGGCUGUACCUUCGGCGUCGUCACGUCGCUUCUUCUCGUCGUUUUUCUGAUUUAUCGCGUCGCUCCCAAGGUGGUUUUUAUGGUACUAGAGGGGGUUCGUGGUAUUUUUAAGCUUAAAAAAAGCUUGGUUUUUCAUUUUAGGGAUAGUCAAAGCGGGUAAAAACUAAGUUUUGUGAAAAUUCAGGUUUUUUUUUCAAUUUAUUGGAGGUUUAAUGUUAAAAGAUUAGUUACAGGUGUAGAAAAUUGUUUAGAAGCUUUAAAAAAAUGGAAAAAUAUUUAGUUUUAUAGGUUCUCAUCAUUGUUGAUAUCUAAAAAAAAGUGCUCUUUUAGGUUUUUUUAGGUGUAAGAUGUUCCGUAACAAAAAAAUAAAAUUUCGAUUUUAACUUUUUAAAGUUCUGAAUCUUGAAUUUUCCAAUGAGAAAAGCAGUAAAAAUAUUCAAAAUUUUUUUUUUUUGUGUGAAAAGGCGCCUCAAAAGCUUGAUUUUUCCCGUUUUUUUCAACAAAAUUCUUAAUAGAAAAAAAUAUUUCUUUCAUCAUUUUUGUCCAUUCCAGAAGACAUUCAUCGGCCUCCCGAUCCUCAUAGGCGGCUGGUCGGCCUGUCUCUACAUGCUUCACUUCGCCUGGUCCAACUUUUCCUCCAUCAUGAUGCAACAUCAGAAAUACGUCGCCAUGUACUUUGUAAGCCAACAAAUUUUGUGUAAAAUCCGUAGAGUUCGGACGGUUUUACUGAAUGUUUUCAAUAAACUAAAUCUCCUUGAAAUUCACUUUUAAAAAGUUUAUUUUGAUGAAAUUUAGUAGUGGAAAAGAGAAGGUUUCUUGGCUUUUUGGAAAAUUUUUUUAAAAGCAAUUUUCUAAUUUUUGAGUUGAAAUUUGAAUAUUUUACAUUAUCUGUAAAUUUUUAACCUAUGGGAUUUUUCGAGUUUGAAAAAUGCUUUUUUUGGAUUUUUUUCUCUUGUAAAGUGUACGGCGAAAAAAAUUGAUAGCCUUGAAAAAUGGCACAAAAAUGCGCUAAAUGACUAAAUAUACAGUUUGAAAUGGCUUUUAGGAUUUUUUUCUUAUGCUUCUGUACAAUGGCUAGAUUAUUUAAAAAAAGAGCGAAACGAGGAAAUUUUUUUGAAUAUUCUUGGUCAAAAAUUCAAUCUAACAGAUGGAAAAUCUCAGAAAAAGGCCAAAAAGGCGCAAAAUCGCCUUAAAUAAAGCUGAAAACGGCUUCUAGGAUUUUCCUUAUGCUUGUUUAAAAUUUCUAGAGUUUUUAAAAAGACCAGAACUUGAGGAAAAGUUCGAAAAUCUUUUGGUUUUAAGGUCGAAAAAUUCAUUCCAACACAUAAAACAUCUCAAAAAAAUGGCAGAAAAAGGCGCUAAAUGACCUGAAAUAUAGCUGGAAAUGGCUCUGAAGAUUUUUUUCUUAUGCUUCUGUAUAAUGGCUAGAUUAUUUAAAAAAAGAGCGGAACGAGGUAAAUUUUUGAAAAUCCUUGAUUUUAAGGUCAAAAAUUCAAUCUAGAAAAUCUCAGAAAACCAAAAAAAGGCAAAAAAAUGAACUGAAAUAUAGCUGGGAAUGGCGUUCAUAAUUUUUCCUUAUGCUUUUUUUGAACCCACUAGGGUUUUUAAAAAAAUACAAAAAGUUGAAGAAGAAUUCGAAAAAUUCUUGAUUUUAUGGUCAAAGUUUUUAAUCGUACUCAUGAAAAAAAUCUUAGAUAAAAAGCCAAAAUGAAUUGAAAGGAAGCCGGAAAUGGCCUUUAGGAUUUUCCUUAUGCUUCUUUGAAACUGCUAGAGAUUUCAAAAAGACCACAAAUUGAGGAAAAAUUCGAAAAUCCUUGAUUUUGAGGUCAAAAAGUCAAUUGCACACAUGAAAAUCUCAGAGAAAUGAUAAGAAAGGCGCGAAAUAAACUAAAAUAUUGCUGGAAAUGGCUUUUAUAGACAUCUCCAUGCUUCUUCCUACAGCGAGACUUUUUGAAACGACCACAACUCUUUGAAAAUGAUUUUCAGGCGACGGUCCUUCUGAUUUCCAUGGCGGUUUGCUACAAGAGAGGCCCUCCGACCGACGCCAGAUCUCACGAUAUCGCCCAGUGGACCCUUCAGUUGAUUGCCCUCGCCUUGAUUUAUUUCUCAUCUCAGGUGAUUUCAAAAUAAGAAAUUAGUGGUGAAAAGCUAUCGAUUUUCCUCUAAAGCUAGUUUUUUUAAUUCUUCCCUUAAUCGCGACAUUUUUUAAAAAUUUUCCCGGUUCUCUAGUCUUUUUAGAUUUUGAAUUUUGAGUGAAAUGACGUCAUUCGAAAAUGCUUUCUGAUUUUUUUAAUUGCAUCAUUCGGGGCGGAGCUUGAGAGACGGCCCUGACCAGACUUUAUUUGAUGAUUUUAUGUGUUGAUAUGACGGAUUAUUUUUUUCAUUUUUUUGCGCUUUUUGUAAAAUUUAGCUCAAAAAAAUCCGAAAAAGUGAUUUUUUUGAAAUAUAAGCGACUUGGUGUUAUUAAAAAAUGUCGGAGCUUGAAAAUUUAAUUUUUAGGUCCCGGAACUGUCGUUGGCAGUGAUGGCCCUCCUAGUUCUGCAUCAUCUGUCGCAUGGGUGGCUUUUUGGAGGCUUCAAGUGGUACCUCAUCGGCGUCAGAAACAUGUGGUUAGUUUUGAAAAAAUAUUGGUGGAGUUUUAGAAAAAUUAAAUCCGAAAUUUUGGAGAAUAAUGGAAGGAAUUACCUUUUUUUCGUUUUAUGGAGGUAUUAUGAAAGUUUUCCAUCAGGGAGUGUGGUUAAAAGAAACUAGAAACAGCUUGAAGUGGUCACUUAAGCGGUUGAACCCAGAAAAUCCUGUUAAAAAUGACCACUAUUUUUCCCAUGAAAAACCUCACAAAAAAAAAAAAAAAUUAAAAUCCGCGUGAAAAAGCUUCUGAAAAAGUUGGAAUGAAUACGCUUCAAAGUAGAGAUAAUAAAUCCAGAACUCAAAGUUUUUUGUUUACAGCGUUAGCAUUUUUUCUAAACUUGAAUUUCAAAACUUCAAGGAAAAAUAAUCCCAAUUCGAAUGAUUUAUUGAGAUCUGGUCACUCCAUGUUCAUCUAUUCCAUUGCCAGGCAUUGGGAAAAAAGUGCAAUCUAAUCAUUUUUCUAAUAAGUUCAUAAGGAACCCUCAAAGAAAUUUAAACUUGGAAAUUUUGGAGAACAAGUGAAGGAAUUGCCUUUUUUUCAUCUUUGGCGGUUUUAUGAAAGUUUUCCUUCAGGGAGUGUGGUUAAAAGAAACUAGAAACAGCCUGAAGUGGCCACUUAAACGGUUGAACUCAAAAAAUCCUGUUAAAAAUGACCACCUUAGGGUACCUUCCUAGCUUUAAAAUGACAAUUAUUGGCUUUUUUCCUCCAAAGACCACUUAAGGGAGCAAUCAGAAAAAGUAAAAACCUGAAAAAUUCACAAAAAUAAAACACUUGAAUUCGUACACGUUAUCCCUGGAGCGCGCCGGCUAUUUCAUCCACGGCCAUUUUUUACAUGAAGUCUUUUUUCCCUAUCAUUUUCGUCCACAGAGGUUCUUGCAACGUUUUUUAUCAUUUUCCCAUAAAAACCUCACAAAAAAUAAUUAAAAUCCGCGUGAAAAGCUUCUGAAAAGUUGGAAUGAAUACGCUUCAAAGUAGAGAUAAUAAAUCCAGAACUCAAAGUUUUUUGUUUACAGCGUUAGCAUUUUUUCUAAACUUGAAUUUCAAAACUUCAAGGAAAAAUAAUCCCAAUUCGAAUGAUUUAUUGAGAUCUGGUCACUCCAUGUUCAUCUAUUCCAUUGCCAGGCAUUGGGAAAAAAGUGCAAUCUAAUCAUUUUUCUAAUAAAUUCAUAAGGAACCCUCAAAAAUCGAAUUACCCCAAGAAAAUGAACCAAUACCAAAUAUUAAAUUAAAUGCGGCGAAACACAAGGAGAACAUUAGGGAUGACAUCUGAAAUAUUAACAGAUUUUUUAAGGAAUUUCUAAAAGUUGAUGAAAAAGAACUCGAGGGAAUAACAGUCCUUAUGUUUAUGAUGACGAUAAUUAGUCAAGGAAUUUUCUGUUUCUUAUCUGAAAACUUCCUCUCAAGGGAUUACUUGAGGGAGCGCGUCUUCCUAACGUUAAUAAUGACAAUAAUUGGCUGUAUAAUUUCCGCUUUUUUAUCGAAAAUUUUCUCUUAAGUGACCACUUAAGGAAGCUCACCUACUCAACGUUAAUGAUGACGAUAACUGGCUACAUAAUUUUUUACUUUUAUUUCAAAAAAAUCCCUUUAAAGACCACUUAAGGUACAUGACGUUUGUAACGUUCUAUACGACAAUAAUUGGUUAUAACAUGUUCCCUUAAAUGACCACUUAAGGGGUCGAGCUUUCUAAACGUCAAUAAAGACAAUAAUUGGCUCUGAAAUUUUCCCCUUUUCCUCCAAAAAUGUUCUCUUAAAUGACUACUAAAGGUACAUGACGUUCUUAACGUUCUAUACGACAAUAAUUGGUUAUAACAUGUUCUCUCAAAUGACCACUUGAGGAAUCGAGCUUUUCCAAGGCCCCGGAAGCUGCUGACCGAAGAGGAGUACCAGAAACAAGGUCGAGAGACGACGAAAAGGGAGCUGGACCUUCUCCGGGAUUACUGCUCCAACCCGGAAAAUCUUCCCUGGCAGAUUGUGAACAACGUCGUCAAUGCCAAUAGGUGAAUAAUCGAAAGAAUCGUAUUUUUUUCGGAGUAAAUGACAUUUUAAAGCAAAAAAAAAACGCAGAAAAUGCCAAAAGUAACAAGAAAAGUGUGCACAGGCUGGCGAGUUUUGUGCAGUUUGGCCAGUCCGACGUUUCCAAUGACGAACGGGUCGCUCACCAAUUAUCCAAAACGACUCUUAAUAGGUUCAUUUUUUCGAUUGUUUGCAUGGAAAAGCUUGAAAAAUUAGAGUUUUGUGGUGUUUUUUUAACCGUUUGCUCUGUAAAAUUAACUCGGAAUGGAGCUUUGUGGUUUGAGAGCGUUGUGUUGAUCGUUUUUCAGGUACCUGAUGAUUUUUUUCAAAUAAUUUAAGUUCGUUUAUUUGAAUAUUUGAAUGGAAUUUUCUGAUAUUUACAUUUUUAAAAUACCUAAAAAUUGAUUUUAAAGCUCUAAUUUUACAUUUUCUCUGAAUUUUUCGUUAAAGAGGGAUGGAAUUCGCCAAAAUUAGAGAGUAUGAGGAUUGAAGAGGUUUUAGACAGUUUGAUGCGAUUCAAAAAAAGGGUUGACAAGCUUUCCAAUGUAUCAGGUUUCAAAGUGAUUACGCGAAAAUCAAAAUAGAGGUCAGAGAAAGAAAACGAUAACUCAAUUUUGGAGGAUCAGAAUUACGGAUUUUUUGCAUUUUUUUUACUGGUUUGGCAUGCUAUUUUGUUCCAGAAUCUGCCUAAAAAUCUAUUUUUGUCAAGAAAACUAUUUUCUAGACGCGACGAUGAUGGCGACGAUAUGGAAGAAUAUGACGAGGUCGAAAUCCGGACCGGCGGAAGGUUUGGAUUUUAUUUUUACUUGAAACAAUUCGAAAAAUGCGACAUUGGAAAUGUUUUACAGACGCCGUCCAAGCUAUUCCGCAUCUCUUACUUCAUUUUUUGCCAAUAAAUUUUACGGAUGAUUUUUUUUUUUUAUAUAUUUUUUCGUGUACAAGAUUGGAUUUUGGACAUUUUACCUCGUCAUCAACAAUAUUUAUAGAUUUUUACGGUUCGGAAAUGUUUUUGUGCUCUAGGGAUAAGUUUUUUUAAGCUUUUUGCGGAUUCCUGUUUCAACAUAUUUUUGAGCUUGGGAUAGAAGGUUUUUGUAAUGGGAAAGUUUAUAGCCAGAAAAGACAAAUCAGCUAUUUCUACUGCUUCAAAACUGCAUUCAAAUAAUUUUAUUUGGCCUGAAAUCGAAUUUCGCAACGCUCAGGAGAAUUUUUUUAAAAGAUUGGCUUCAAAAUAGGGUUUUCGAAAGGAUUCUAGCUCUUCUGUAACAUAGGCUCGUUAACAUUCUCUGCAAAGUCAAUUGAUGUUCGAUUAUUUUUUCAGAGUGGCGGAAAUAAGAGCUCGGAUAUUUUUUUAAAUUGGGAAUAUAUUUUUUUGGCUCUGAUUUCUUGAAAUUGCUGUCCCUCAGUGAAGAAAUCCUUGAGUGAUUUUUCUUUGAUUUUUCUAAAUUUCAGCCCCUCUUCGGUGGUCUCGAUGCGAUUGCCGCGAAACGUCGCCACUCGGCUCCUUUCGCCUUACCAGAACUUGAAUCGAUCCCUGCCCGCUGAGGAAUUUGAUAGGCGAGGUGAAUUUUGAAAGUGGAAACAGGAAAAUUUGAAAAAAGGGGUAAUUCGCUAUCGCGCAAUGAUCUUGUAGCUGAAAAUUGCACAAGAAAAAUGAUUUUUUGGGGUUUUAUUUUUGUAUUUUUGUUCUGGAUCAAGAUUUUUCACUUUUAUUUCUGUUCUAUGGAAACUUUGAUCACAUAUAGGCAAGUAGAGGAGCCAAUAAUUCGAGAAAAAAAAAUUUUCCAAAGAAAUUAUAUUAUUCUCUAUAGUUCUACUAAGCGGUAGAUCCCAAAAAUCAGGGGUUCUCCUCAAAUUUUGCUCCGAGAUUGAACUUCUGACCUUUCUCACCACAAACAAGCGUCUUAGCCUCUGAUCUAUGAAGACUUUAUUGAAUUGAUUGAAAAUUGAAAUUUUUCAGCUCACUACCUUCCAAACCCCCGUCCGGCCACUGAACGUCGUCCUUCAGCUACCCGAAUCCCGUCCAGCUACCGUCUGAACGACGUCUUGAGAUCCAGACAUUUCGAGGACCGCGACGAGGAGGAAGAGCUCGAAAUGAUGCAGCAGGAGGAGGCGGCGAACCGGCGUCGGUCCGCCGCCAGAGACGCGAUGGGCGACUACGGCUUCAAGACGCCCUCGUCCAGGAGGAGCAGUCAUAGCAGGGCUAGGUGGGAAGAUGUAAGGGAGAAAUGAUCUGGGUGAAAAUAGAGCUGAUGGUUUGGGAAAAAAAGUUCUGAAUUGCUAGAAAAGAAAAUGAAAAGAAAAAGGUGUAGAGAUUUGAUGGAAAAUGAUAGAAAAGGAUCUGCAGUUUGAGCUGCAACAAAGUCAAAAAGGAACCAAAAAAGGCUAGAAAUGGGAAAAGAAAGGAAGAAUUCUUAAGGAAUAAUUCACGAAAUUAAAAAAAUUGAAGAAAUAUAUUAUACGAAGCGAAGAUUUGAAGGGAUAUUUUUUUAAAGGGACGUUAGGAAUUUGAGAAAUAUGUUCCGCAUAAAGCUGAGAACUAAAGCAAAAACGGGAAAAAUCUAGAACCAGAAAAACAAAAUAUUAAAAAGCCGAAAAAAAUUGAAAAAUGAUCCCACCAAGAGACCUCAAACGAAUUCGUCCAGGAGGAGGGGUUUAGAUAAGAUUCAAUCAAAUUUUUUUGAGAGAUUAUUGAAGGGAUCUAGAAAGAUUUUGAACAUUUUCGAGGGCAGUGACGUUAAAUCUGAAGCAUGAAGUUGAAAAUUGAAGAAAUAUAUGACUAUCAAAGCUUAGAUGUGAAGGAAUAAUUUUUUUAACGGAAGAUGGAAAUUCGAAUUAUAAUUUGAGAACAAAAAGCUGGAAAAAGUUUCAAAAAUAGAAUUUUCGAGAAAAACAAGCUUUAUUGACAAUGAAAAAAGAGCUACAGUAGCUUUAUGAUUUUUCAACACUUUUUCAUCAAUUUUUCUUGAGAUUUUUUUCUCGACUAUGGCCCUUUUUCAAGUUAUUUCAAGCUGUUCAAAAAUUUUCCAAUAAAAUAAAAACUAUUGAAGAAAAAUAUCCAAAUAUUAGCCGAGAGAGAAGUAAAAAAAGACGAAUUUGCACGUUUUUUUCUGUAAAGAUGUUCAAUUUUUCAUAAGAAUAGUUGAUUUUUUAGUUUCUAACUUCAGAGGAAAAAAAUAUUGCUCUUGAAGGGUUGGUAAAAAUUGAUAUAUUUGAAAGAUUAUUUAGAACAAACCAAAAAUGGAAAAAUAAAUAUCAAGGUUCAAGUUUUUAUGCAUCCAGAAAACGGGUUUUUCAAUUCAUUUUAGAGUUGAAUUUUUGGUUUUUAUCCUCGAGUUUUUCAAUAUUUUUGAUUCAAAAAAAUCCCAGAAGCUCAAAAAGUUCGAAUUAUGAGCCAUUUUCCAAUUUUUGAACCAUUUUUUUCUUUUUCCAGAAACUACUCGAGAAGCCCGUCAAGAGGCAGUCCUUCGAGCUCCUCGAUUGAAUAA
Molecule: messenger RNA, 8802 nt
Organism: Caenorhabditis auriculariae
Lineage: Eukaryota; Metazoa; Nematoda; Chromadorea; Rhabditida; Rhabditidae
Source: the annotation of a GenBank genome assembly